AUGGCGUCAGAAGAUUCAAAAGGGGUCGAGAAAGCGGCUCCCUAUGAUUUGAGCGGGGUAAGUGAGUCUUGGGAUGACACUGCCUUGGUGAGGCAAAGGCUUCGUGAAGGAAACCGGGUUCUCAUGCAUUGGGAUGGUUUGUUGCACAAGGAAGUCAAUGAGUAUGUCGAGCGCACCAACUCCAAUGUGAAGCUCAACCGAGAGAUCCUCACCCCGCUGCUGAAGUUGAUGAGCCAAAAUGACCAGCUACUUCCCCAAAUAGACAGGGUGAUGGAGCAAAUGGGGCUGCUCUACCAGAAAGCCAAGGUAAGCGUGAGCCAGGAAACCAUCUACCAAGAAAGCUGGGCGAUACGCAGGCUUCUCACAACAGCGAAGUCUUGGCAAUACAAAGACCAUCCUCCCAAGGACUCAGAGCUCCGCCACAUGCUGGCGGACCUUGGAGUCAACUGGGAGGUGCAAUGGCCAGCUUUUGCCAACACACAGGCUGAUGCGAACCAGGGGAACAACUUGCAGGACCAGAGUGAGCAAGAUGCACAGGACACACCUGGCGCACUUCCGUUGCCUGACAGCAACAGCCAAGAAGCCCAAAGCACCAGCAGCAAUGUGACUGCCAGUCACGGUCAGCCAGCUGUUGAUUUGCAGCAAGAAAGCCAAGAGAAGCUUCCCACCACUCAAGAUGAACUUGUUUCGGGUGAGCAACCAGCACCGGUUGCAAAAGAGGCAGCCGUGGCGACCGAAUCCAAACCAGAGCAGGCAGCCAGCCCAGCAAACAGCGCAUCCUUGACUGCUGACACCACGUCCACGCCCAUGGACAAGCGCGACACCACGCAACCUUCUGUCGGCGUGCCAGCUUCUAACCAGGACGCACUGCAGGUGGUUGCAGUUUCUUCUGAUGAAGAGGAUGAGUCUCGGGAGUCAUUGCUAGGGAGAUUGACGGGGGCGCUAUCGCAGCUCUCUUUGUGCAUGGAGCCCCAGGACGAUUUGAAGCCCCAGCCGCUCAAGGAGACGGAGCCGGCGCCGCUGGGUCCCCCUACGUCCAUCAGCGAGAAGCAGCUUUCAGCGCCUGCGUCAUCAGGAGGCGACAAUGACGAGACGCAACAGGUCAUCUCUCCCGGCAAGCUCCUAUCAACAGACCUAGCCCAGAAUGUGAUCCUUAAAGAGCAGCAGGUCCAGGACCCGUUUCCAGAUGUUCCUGAUCACCCAGCGCUCACGCGGCGCCAACAGUUCGCUCUGAAGUCGACAAAGCGGGCAGGGAAGGAAAAAGCAAAAUUGGAGAGACAGGAAGCCAAAGAAACGAAGCGAGGCAGGCAAAAAGAAGACCCCGCAUGCGCAGCUCAAGCCAGCUCAGGCAAAAGGGGCAGGGCCAAAAAGGCGUCAGACCAGGGGACGCAGGACAAGGGCAACGGCCGCCAGCAGAAGCGCCCUCGCACAGGCACACCUGACCCAGCAGAACAGAAACGCACCAAGAACAAAGGGACAUCCAAGCGCCGCCGCAGCAAGACGAGGGCUGUUGCAACUAGCGCCUCCAGGCAGCACUUGUCCCGACGGCUUCGCAGAUCCAUGCGGUUUGCCAAAGGGCUCAAGUUGGCCAGAGCCAAAUUGGCCAAAGCCAAGUUGGCCAAGACCAAAGCUGCCCAACCACUCCGCAGCAGCACGGCAGCCCACAGAUCUUCAAGCUCUGGGAGCGGCCCAAAGCAUCCAAUGGUCACUGCGGAUGAGGAUGAGCAGCUUCCAAACCAGGCCCCAAAGAAGGCGCGCGCCAACCGGAAAGUCAAGCAGGAAGGCAAAGGCGGGAACACAGGCAAGUGCCCUGAGGCAGUGCAGCAAAAGCCUAAGAACAGCAGGAAGAGGAACACUCCAAAGCCACAGCCGGACAGCAGCCUCACACUCCUGGCAAAGGAAACCCUGGAGAAGUGCAACCGACAAAACGGGACCGGUAACUGUGAAGGCUGUGAACCUGCUGCGCUUGCUGAUUGCUACCAGUGGUCUAUCUACUGGACGCGCCAGGCCGUGGGUGUCAAGGUGAGAACCGACUUGCUCGGGAAGGCAAAGUACAAGCAAAGCAAGAAAAAUGGCAAGAAGCUUUUGUUCAAGCAGGUGGCCUACUUUGCCGGUGGACCCUGCACAUGCGUCAACAUUGCCCUCGCUGAAAAGUGGGUCGACGUCCUGAAGACCCACGGCGAGCAUCCGGAGCCUGGCAAGCUGAAGGAGCUGUGCAAAAUCAUCAAAGCCUCUCGAACCGCUGCUUUGUCUGAGCUAGGCAUCCCUCAGAAAGCCAAAAAGCCUUGA
Molecule: messenger RNA, 2289 nt
Organism: Effrenium voratum
Lineage: Eukaryota; Dinophyceae; Suessiales; Symbiodiniaceae
Source: the annotation of a GenBank genome assembly